AUUAUUUUUCAUUCGGGUGGUGAUAGCUGAUCAAAUAUGAACGACCCUGGUACUUUUACGGUUACCAAAACAACGGUUAGAAGAAGAACGUCGAUAAAUAGAUACGCGGGGUUCAAAACUUUCAUAUGCGCCCUUUUUAUUUUUUUAGUCGUACUGAUUCUGAUAUCUUCGUUACUGUUUGCUUUCAAAUUCUAUAAAAAAAUUAGUGACAACGAGCAGGAUACAUUUCACAAUAAAAACAUAUUUGGAAAUACUACGAGUGACAAUCCUGACAUUCAAGACAUUUCGACAAUUCAUUCUAUGAAAAAUUAUUCGGACCUACAAACAAUCGCAGACUUCGGUAGCUCAGAACUAUUCGAAACAGCUACAGAAACUGUAGAUGAAGUCGUUUACGGAAUUGAAUCACAAGAAAAUGAAGAUAUCACAGUAUCACCGAAGAAUCCUAGUACCAUAUUCCAAAUAAUCACUAAUAACGACGCAAAAUCAGUACCAAGCACUGAAAUCAUCAAUUUUGAAACCACUACUGACAUCCCGCCGCCUCCAAUUGAUCCAAAUACCUCGGAGGUUAUUUCAAUAUCGACCGAUACACUUAAUUCAACGAUUUUCACGGCAAAUACUGCAGUUCCCCCUGUUGUUAACGUAUCACAACCCCCCAUAUCGAGAGGUUAUUUCGGUUUCAACUUCAAACCAGCGGCUAAAAUAGUCAACAAACAACUUCCUGCUGCACCAGGACUUACGAUUCGAACCGUGAAUGAUCCGCCGGCGUGUUUGGAACCUGUUUGUAAACGAUCUGCCUCGUCCAUGUUGGCUAUGAAGAGCCACGCCAAUCAACUGAACUAUUGUGAAGACUACUAUUCCGCGAUAUGUCAUAACCCACAACUAGAUAACCCUGAAAAAUUUUUCAAAAAUAGCCUAAGAAGCAUUCAAAAAAGUAUAAACGCGGCUACGAUCGAUUCCAUUAGAUAUUUUAAUAGUUUUUUCAAGCAGUGUAUUGAUUACGGAUAUUCUAUAAACAGGAUCAGCAGGAUUAGCGGUUUGAAAGGUACUGGUGCCAAUAGCGAUGUGGAAGCUAUAAUUAUUUCGAUUUUAACCCAAUCGAUGCCUUUUUUCGAUGUCGGAAUAAAUAUACUCAAUAAUAAAUUCAUCUUUGAGAUGACGCUACCGGGUUCCAACUAUCUCAAAACGAAUAUAAAAGGAUGGUCUUUGAGAGAACAAUUCCAGGAAAAUUGUAUAGCGGAAAUAGCGAAUGGGGUAUCUCAAAAUGUAGAAUUAGAUAUUUUAUCGAACAAAAUAGACGAUUGCAUUAACGAUCAAAUCACAAGAUAUUUGAAUGACUUUAUGAUGGAAUUAGAGCCUAUCAGUAAACUUCCAGGUAUGAGUUUCCUAGGAGGAGUUCUAACGAAAUUACAAAACAUGAAUCCUUUCCGAGGAUCCAAACUUCAAUCUUUCAAUCCUUUUGGAAGUGGAGGUAAAAAUGGAGGCAAUUCGGCGUCUACUAACACGGGUGAUACUAAGACCGACUUGUCUCUAAUACUACGACAAGUGCAGGAUAGUUGGAUAAUAUAUCGUAAAGCUAAGAAUCCUUCGAUGAAAUUAAAAUUAAUCACCUUGUCAGAUUUAACGAAAAGAUAUAAUUUGGGCAUAGAUUGGACUGACGUUUUUCAAGAAUUAACGCAAAGACCUAUCGGAGGUGAUACUCAAAUAUAUUUUUCUGAACAUCUUGAUCAAAUAUUCAAAAUUAUGAUUAACAACAAAAAUAACCUCAAAGAAAUGUUAGAUUUAUGGUACAACGUCCAAUUUUAUAAAAACAUAGUAAUAGAGAGACAAGUCGGAAAUAGAGUACAGUAUUGUAUGGACCUAGCGGCUCAACUUAUACCGGAAGUAUCAUCUUACGUAAUAUCCGAUUUGAACAAAAAUAGGAAACAAUUAUACGAUUUAGUUGAUGGCGUAUUUGAAGAUAUUAAACAGCGAUUCGAAAAAUCACUUCUUUUAGCUAAUUUUAGUUCUGAUUCUAUCAAAAUAAUGAAAAAUCGAAUAGAUAGUAUUAGUAUAACCAGACCGAUUUUAUCUAGUCCAUUUUCAGGGUUACAAAACGUUGGAUUUUUUGAUUAUUGGUCGAUAUCAGGAACUUAUCAGGAACAAUUGAUUCAAUUGAUUAAACAUUAUAAAAAAAUGUUGUUUGAUCAAGUUUCUACAAAUGUUACGGGGGAUAUACUGUUGAAAUAUUUUGUUUAUGCUUUCGAUACAGUACCAAAAACGUAUCCUCCAAACAGAGAAAUAGUAUACCAGCCGGGAUUUACUGAUGAAAUGGCUGACAAUUUACCAAAUUACGUGAAAUUAGCUAAGCAAGGUUUACCAUUGGCCCAGCAAUUUUCGAAGCAUUUCAUCAGGAACGAUUUUUCCCCAAAACUCGAUAAAAAAGAUGAAUUUAUUUACGACGAAAUGUUGAAGACAUUCGAUACGAAAUAUCUGGUCGACAAAUCUAAAUAUAAAAUUGAAAACAUCGACUGCAUAGUUGAGGACGUGUCUGGAAAAAAUUUCAAAUAUGUAUCAGUGGUAGGGGAUAAUUUGGCUUUUAGAUUAGUAUCUGAUAUGUAUUUGGAAGAUCCUCGUAAGAUACCUUUACCUUUUGCAGACUAUACUCAUAAUGAAACUUUCAUUACGAUGGCUUUACAAGAUUUUUGCAAUGCAAAUAGUUUAGCUGAUUUUAUCGGCGAUUUUUACAAUUUGAAUUUACCAGCUCCAAUAAAAGUGAAAAAUAUGGCUCUAAAUUCCGAAUUAUUCGCUGGAACUUACUCCUGUCCUCCAAGAAAUAGGAAACAAUUCCCGUUCAUCCAACACAAUUAAUUUGUACCAAAACUUAUUGGAUACCCCUCGUAACUAACUUUAUUUCAGCAAAUUACACUAAAAUUGUUUAUAUUUUAUGUCAAAAUAAAUUUUAAAUAAACAUAUUUUCUUUCA
This is a messenger RNA of Diorhabda sublineata, 2961 nucleotides long. RefSeq lists its product as uncharacterized. Gene Ontology annotation, biological process: proteolysis. The record is from RefSeq and is a predicted model, not a curated record. Lineage: Eukaryota; Metazoa; Arthropoda; Insecta; Coleoptera; Chrysomelidae. The transcript is spliced from 14 exons. The coding region runs from base 37 to 2847 and encodes 936 amino acids. Gene Ontology annotation, molecular function: metalloendopeptidase activity.